AUGACUCAAAAAGUUGCUGAAGAAGAAGAAGAGUGGGGAAUAUGUUUCUUAGCUGAGGCUCGAACAAUAAAUGUCAUGGCUUCCAUUAACUUUGAAAAAGAUUGGAUUGAAGAUUCAGAAUACAAUGCAGUCGAUCAUGUGGAGAAGCAAGACAGUGAUGUCACCGAUAUAAAGCAAAAAGCUCUUGAAGAUGUUCAUACCAGUGAUAUGGUAACUUCUAUCGAAGAAACCAAAGAAGUAACUCCUGAACAGCUUUAUUAUAGAUUAGGUGUCUUGUGCAGAGAUAUUCUCAGUGACACAUCAUUAGCUUCAUCUUUCAACUUUCUUCCUUUAUUGCUUUUUACUUUGGUUGCUGAAAAUCUCUUCUAUGUUUUUCCCAUUCAUCCCAGCUGUAAUCGUUAUUCUCUAUUUGUUCCCUCUUCUUCGCCACUCCUCCGGCGACGAAAACCAGCUGCUCCGGCUACAACUCUGGCGAAGAAUCCCAAAACGGUCAACGCUCGCCGAAGUCCGUUCUACGGUGUGCUUCAACUUCAUUUGAUGAAUCUCAGAAUAACGAGGAAGCUUAAGCUAAGUCAUUAUCGAUUUUACCCUCCGAUAUCAGGGACAAUAAUGACAUUUCCAUGUCGAAGAACUUCUGCGAUUUACCACCGUUCAAGAGUUUCUUCCCAAAUAAUUUGUUUCAGUUCGAGAACCCGGCCCGUAAAGGACUUCUUUCAGGAUUUCGGAGAUGUAUUCGGGUCUAACCCGCUUUUGGCUCUUUGAUUUCAUCGGCAGAUUAAUCGGCGAUAAGUAUAAAUGGUUUAAUAUUCGUAAUUUUAAAAUUUAAUUUUGUGUUUAGUUUACCAGUUUUGUUUAAAUUUGUUGAUUAAUGUGAGUGAUUAGUGAGUAAUUAGUAGUAUUAAUAUGUAACAGCUCCGUCACAUUAACGGUGAUGCUGAUGGAUGAGAUUUUGCGGUACAGUGUUGUUUUGGUGUUUUGUGCUUCGUUAAUAACAAUAAACGACUUUAGCAAUUAUUAAUUAUUCACUAAUUAUUA
Solanum lycopersicum (tomato) is the source of this 1035-nucleotide messenger RNA. Lineage: Eukaryota; Viridiplantae; Streptophyta; Magnoliopsida; Solanales; Solanaceae. The record is from RefSeq and is a predicted model, not a curated record.